UAGAAUUCAGCUCUCAGCUCAUUCUUGACAUCCGUCUCCCAUCGACCCAAGACCUUGGGUGAUCGAACCAUGGGGGGGAUUAUCACUCUUGGCGGUCAACUGGCCGCAAGGCCAAAUCCAAUAUUGGCUGGGGGUGGAGAUGGCACGCUAUAAUUGAGUGGGCCUGUUGGGCAUGGCCCCUUUUUCGGGUUCAGCCAGAUCAACUCCCUGCUCUCCUUGGCCGCAUACAUACUUGAUUGGCUGUUCUUUUGACUGAAGUGAACUUGAUCAGGUUCCAUCCGUCUUCAACCGGCUCCCAUAUCAUACAAACGGCAAGUGUCACACCAUGGGCUAUUUAAAGACCAAGUUCAAACGCCUGCUCGAAAAGAUCGAGGACAGGAUCGAAGGUGAAAAGGAGCCUGAGACCAACGAUGACCGAAAAGUCUUCGCCCACUACAUGGUUGGCCUGACAUGUCACCAAACUGUCGAGCAAUGGGUCCACGAUAUCAAGACUGCCAAGGAGGCCGGUAUCGAUGGCUUUGCUCUCAACAUUGGGCCUUCCGACCCGUGGACAGAGACUCAACUCUCUCAUGCCUAUCACGAGGCUGAGGAGCUGGGUGAGUUUGUCAUGUUUAUUUCUUUCGAUAUGGCCUGCGGAGAGUGGUCAGUUUCACAGGUUGUUGACCUCAUCAACCGCUUCAGGGAAUCAAGCGCACAGUUCAUUGUGGACGGGCGACCUUUGGUUUCAACUUUCGAGGGUCCAGGUUGGGCUGAAAAUUGGAUUUCAGUUCGGGAACAGACAGGCAACAUCUUUCUUGUUCCUGAUUGGUCUAGCCUUGGCCCAUAUGGAAUUUCUGAUGUCAUCGACGGAGCUUUUUCGUGGGACGCCUGGCCCAAAGCUGGUCAAAAUCAGAUGAACAUCAACGAAGAUCUCUUGUACUGUGACAACCUCAAGGGCAAGAAAUACAUGAUGGGUGUUAGCCCAUACUUCUAUACGAACUUGCCGCAAUGGAACAAGAACUGGUACUGCUCAAGCGAGAGUCUGUGGCAUGAUCGAUGGCAACAAGUACUUGAUGUAUUGCCUGACUUUGUUCAGAUCAUCACAUGGAAUGACUUUGGCGAGUCGAGUUACAUCUGCGAUACUGUGCCAGCGCAAGUUGUAGAAGGCGCAGAAGAAUACGUCAAUGGCUACUCGCACUCAGCCUUCCGAGCCGUCCUCCCAUAUUUUAUUGCUGCAUAUAAGUCUGGUUCUCGUCUUGUGGAUUUUCCAGAAGACACGGUCAUUGCCUGGUACCGAACAACUCCGGCAAGUGCGGGAGAGGGUUGCGGCACCACCUGGGGCCAGGGCGGUGAGAUACCGGCGUCCCAAGGGGCAAGAGACGUCGUUUCGGUUAUGGCGUUGGUCAAGGUCCCAACCAACAUCACCGUCGCAAUCGGCAGCCGCUGGAAGAGUGUGGGCACCAGAAUCGACAGCCCCCUUUCCUAUUUUGAGAUUCCGUUUGAUGGCAGCGCCACCGGGCCUGUCACAAUUGCCAUGAACGGCAAAACCGUCGAGGGUCCCUCAAUAACGAAUGAAUGCCACGAGGGCAGGAUGCAUUUCAACUCGAUUGUGAUUCGGCUUUGAGGAGAGUGAUAGGCAACUAUCGGCUGGGUGAUUUUGGAGUUUGGGUUGAUUGAAAAGCAUGUUGACAUUUAAUUUUGCAGCUUUGGGAAAAUAGGAUUUAGUAGAAGUCUAGAAGAAAUACAAAUAUUGGAUAAUGGAUAGGGAA
Molecule: messenger RNA, 1748 nt
Organism: Podospora pseudopauciseta
Lineage: Eukaryota; Fungi; Ascomycota; Sordariomycetes; Sordariales; Podosporaceae
Exons: 8
Coding region: 326-1603 (425 amino acids)
Molecular function (GO): glucan endo-1,3-alpha-glucosidase activity
Source: RefSeq, a predicted model, not a curated record